AUACCUGUUAGACACUCAAUGAUCGCUGCUCAGUUGAUUCUCGGCUUAUUUCUUGUGUACAUCUUUAUUUUUGUUUGUGAUUUCGUGCAACAAGCCGGUCAAUUGACAAAAUAUUUCUUGCUAACUUACAAAAAUGGCACUAAAAGUACGUGAUUUACCGCCGGAAUUGACUCAAGUAGCCUUCAAUGACUUUGGAGAGACACCCGAGAAACUUACUUCAUCUAUCAUUGAGAUUCGAAAAUGGUUGGAGGCGAAUCCACACAUCAAACCACGCACAGAUGAUCAAUUUUUUGCGACAUUUUUGCGUGGAUGCAAGUACGACAUGAAGAUAGUUAAGGAAAAAUUGGAGAGUUUUUACACUGUAAGGACACAACUGCCGGAAUUCUUCAUCGAUCGCAACACAAAAGACCAGAAAUUGAACGAUUUGCUGAAAGCAGGGAUAAUUUUGCCGCUUCCGAAGACUUCAACUCCCGAUGCUCCGAGAACUGUUGUGAUUCGUUUUACUUCCUACGACCCCAGCAAGUACAAAAUGGCAGAAGUAGUGACACUAAUUGGACUAGUUUUCGAUAUUUUAUCAGUUGAAGACGAUAAUUCAGCUGUCUCGGGCCAGAUUUACAUCUUGGAUCUGGCAGGUGCAUCUUUUAAACACGUCUUUCAAUUCACGCCGAGCUUGUUGAAGAAAUUUGCGACUUUGGGUCAAGGCGGGAAUCCGAUUCGCGUGAAGGAACAACAUUUUAUCAACACUCCAACGGGUUUUGGGACCAUUUUUAACAUUUUCAAAGGACUUUUCGCCAAAGAAGAUUUAUUGAUGCAAGUCCAUAGUAAAGUAGAAUCUUUACACAAAUUCGUGCCUCCGAGCAUCCUUCCUGUCGAAUAUGGAGGCGGUGACUACAAAUGCUCUGACAUAAUCAACACCUGGAGUCAAAAAUUCCUCGAUUUUUACGAUUAUUUCAUGGAAGACAAAAAUUUCGGCGUCGAUUUGGAAAUGAAAAAACACUUAAAUAAAGGAAAAUGAUGGAAUUUUUCCAAAUUUAUUAA
Culicoides brevitarsis is the source of this 1038-nucleotide messenger RNA. Its product is annotated as retinol-binding protein pinta-like. The coding region runs from base 134 to 1015 and encodes 293 amino acids. NCBI's taxonomy places the organism in Eukaryota, Metazoa, Arthropoda, Insecta, Diptera, Ceratopogonidae. Gene Ontology annotation, molecular function: phosphatidylinositol bisphosphate binding. The record is from RefSeq and is a predicted model, not a curated record. Gene Ontology annotation, cellular component: membrane. The transcript has 4 exons.